CUUUGUUUAUAAUUUGGUGUCAAGCUCUAACUUGUUAUUCUAACUGUAGAUCUACAUUAUGAUUAUCUUUAUGGUCAUCUAGAUCAAGUUUAGAUAUCUAGAUUUAUAUAGAUAGAUUAUUUAGAUAUCUAGAUCAAUAUUAUAAUAUAUUAUAGAUUCUAGAAGACUAGAUCUAGAGGAUGGCUGCCUGGUCGUGCGGUUAGCGUUCUGGACUGUCGUUCAGAUUUAUCGAUGGUCCAGAGUUCAAACCCUGCCCGCUCCCAUCCCCCGUCGUCCUGCGGGAGGUUUGGACUAGGAAGUAAUUAUCUUCAACUCUGAAGGAACAUCCGAAACAUAAAUACAGAAAUGAACUCUGACUAUUCAAUUCCAUUUCGAAACCAGCUUCAGUUUAAUCUCAAUGUUCCCAUAACUACAGAUAAACUAGCAGUUCAGUUCCAUCGUCCACAACCUAUUUAUAUUGAAAGAGUUUCAGGUCACCAUACAAUAGCUGGAAAAAGUGUGUUAAGAACAUCAGAAAAUCAUGAUUCUAAAAAAGAUCAUUCACAUCUGUUUGAAGAGACAAUGUCAGUUAUGACGCAGCUUGCUAGAAGAGACAUACAGAGAGGAAACCUGCAAACCAGGAAUGAGGCUUCACAUGAAGCAACAGUGACAAAAAGUAAGCCACCUUCCUCACCUCAGCACUCCUGCCAUCUACAUCACAAGUCCUAUAUGAAGCGACAGCGACUUCAACAUCCUGUCACUGGAAAAGAGGCAGAAAAAAAUCGUAUGUUUGGAGCAGUUUCAACACCACCACCUCAGAAACCAAAAGCUCUCAAUGAAUCAUCUAUCUAUUUAGAUAAGAAUAUAUCUUGUGUAGCAACAGGCCAGGAUGAAUACAUUCGGCUUAUAUCAGAAAUACAAAAUUAUUUCCAGAUUCUUCAGAAUUUCUUGGAGAGAGCCCUAGCUACUGACAGUGCUGAAAUUGUACCAGAGACCAAAGGAAAACAAAAAGAUGGCUUUUUGUAUCAGGAAGAGACGACAGACAGAGCCCAACAUCGAGCAGAGGAGAACAAAGUGAGAUGUGUUAGAACAGUUUACAACCUAACACAGAAAGUGAAGCAGCUGCAGAAAGAUGUUUCCACCUGUGAUAUGAACAACUUUGUGAAAAAAAGUCACAUGACAGCACAAUUAGUGGCUAUUUAUAGAGGCUGCACCAAAACUCUUCAAAUGUUCAUGAACCAACUUCCUUUCCAAAAGUUGGAGUCUAGUUUACCUUCUCACUACCAUGACCUGGACUUGUUGCUGCGUAGUUUGUUUAGCUUAAGUCAGGAAAUGCAUAAGGAGGAUAACUCUGAUCAGUUGAAGCAGCUUGUGACACUGAUGGAUAAAAUAGACAAUCUUAACAGCCACUGGAGCCUAAAGGGCAAAAAGAAAGUUUCCACUGCUGACAAGAAGCUGUCAGGACAGACAUGGGUCAGUGAUACCAAAGUGGAUAAAAAUAUAUUUGUGACUAAGGACAACCCACAAGUCAUUCUUAUGGCACAGAAGAAAGCAAGUAAAGUUCCCAAAAAUCAGCCCACUCUACGCCAGGCGCAACAGAAAAAAGGAAAAGAGAAUAUUUUCAACAUGGGCAAAUCAGCUCAGCAUUCACACUAUGCCAGUGAACCCAAUCCAAGACCAGCAACUGGUCCAUCCAUCAAGAGAGGCACAAGCUAUUUUCACAAUAAACAAGUGAUAGACAAACCUGCAGUUGGCAAUAUGAAAACAUUGGAAGGUGGAAUCAAAAAUAUAAAAGAUGUGAACUUUGACCUUGGCAAAAAGCAGACAGUAAGUGUACAGAGAUACCAGACAACUGGAACUUCUCCAAUAGUGGCAUCAGAUUUGAAUUCCAACACCAGCUCACCUUUCUAUGUUGAGAGCUUAAACAAUGAAGACAUCAGACAAAUAUUUCAAGAUGAGUCAUAUACAGAAGACAUUUCCAGUUCUAUUGCAGACAACAUUAAGUUACACUCGAAAGAUACUUCCACUUGUAGUUAUGCUGACAGGACAGAGACUACACUUAGAGAUGAGGACAUUAUGUUGGAUAUAUCAGUCAGAGAAACUAAUACAAAGACAGUUCAAGCUGAUGCUGCAGCAAUGUGUGAUUUGCCAUCCCUAGAAGCUAUAAGGUUGAGACUGGCUGAGAUGCAGAGAGAAAAACAAGAAAUUCAACAACGCUGGUCUACAUUCAAAUUUAUGAGCUCAUCUCAAAACUUAAAUUCUAAAACAGGUAAACAUCCAAUCAAAUCAACUGAAACUCAUGUCACAUGGUCACCUGAGACUGACAAAAGUUGGACUGAAAGAAGGGGUUACACUGAAAGGUUGGUUGAGAAAGAACCCAUUUUGUUUACUAAACCUUUGAGGGAAGCCACUCCUAGAGAACCUGUCCGAAGUGAACAACAUUAUGUCAGCCUACUGCAGGGGAAGCAACUGUUGAAACUGAAGCAGACAAGUGUUGAAAAAAUUGUGCAGAAUCAAAAACAGUUUGAAAAGUAUCUGAAGUCAAUAUCCCACCAUCCGACUGGCAAGUUUAAUCCUUGGCAGCUGAUUGAGGAGCUGUCAGAUGAGAUCUUGAUGGACUGCCUUCAAGAAGUAGGAAGGGAGAUAGAAACUAUCAAUGAAGAAAUAGCUAAUCAAAUGUUUGCUUCUGAGUUUUUGGUGGACAAGAGUUCCUCAGAGAUCCCCCAUCCUAUUGACAGCAGCAACCCUGAGAACUUCAUCGAAGAGAUAGCUCAUCAAAAAUUUGCUUCUGAGUUUUUGGUGGACAAAAGUUCCUCAGAGAUCCCCCAUCUUAAAGAAAGCAGCAGUCCUGAGAACUACAAUGAAGACAUAGCUAAUCAUAUGUUAGCUUCUGAGUUUUUGGUGGACAAAAGUUCCUCAGAGAUCCACCAUACUGAUGACAGCAGCAACCCUGAGAACUACAUCGAAGACAUAGCUAAUCAUAUGUUAGCUUCUGAGUUUUUGGUGGACAAAAGUUCCUCAGAGAUCCACCAUACUGAUGACAGCAGCAACCCUGAGAGUUACAUCGAAGAUGACAUCAGGGACAAUUUUGUGUCAUCCACUGAAGAAGCAAGAUUUCAGAGCUAGUCACUUCUUCAACACAUACAUACAAUCAUCUACUUCAUCAUUUUCUUCAGAAUCUUCAACCUAUUCAUCAGAGUAGUUACCCCCCAACAUCUUCCUUCUGUUCAUGUGAUUUCUCUUCUUCUGAAACUUCUUUCUCGUGUUCAGCUAAAGAUUCUUUCUUCUCUCUUUCUUCCAUAGUGUCAGAUUCACUUUUUUCAUGAGCAGAAUCUUCAACUCUUCUUUCCAUGAGAGAAUCAUCUGGCUUCUCUCCUCAGUUAUAUCUUGUUCCCUUUCUUGAAAAGAAUCAUCCUCACUUUUUUCAUCAAGAGAAUCAACCUUUUCUUUCAGAGACCAUUCUUUUAUUUCUAUCUGAUGAAGCUGAAUUUCAUUCUUAAAAUACCAGUACACACAAAGAAGUUCCCAGCAAGUCUUUAGAAUAAUAGAAUAUACUCUAACUCAUUACUCCUACUCCCAUUGGUAUUGUAUUGAUAUUUGUAUAAUUUAUUUAUUUCAAAUUCUAUAGUAACCUCUUAUUAUAAAUGUGUAAUAAAUCUAAACUAAUUUAAAUACAAAUUGUUUUGUUUUGAUAAUGUUAUUGUAGACCAAUAGUCUUCUGACACAUGUUGUAAACCAACAGUCUUCUAUUAAAUUCUGUGUAUUCUUA
Messenger RNA from Biomphalaria glabrata, 3748 nucleotides. RefSeq lists its product as uncharacterized. The record is from RefSeq and is a predicted model, not a curated record. Gene Ontology annotation, biological process: protein localization to centrosome; centriole replication. The coding region runs from base 346 to 3105 and encodes 919 amino acids. Gene Ontology annotation, cellular component: centriolar satellite. Lineage: Eukaryota; Metazoa; Mollusca; Gastropoda; Planorbidae. The transcript has 19 exons.